Tympanuchus pallidicinctus (lesser prairie-chicken) is the source of this 3490-nucleotide messenger RNA. RefSeq names its product phospholipid phosphatase 4 (gene PLPP4). Gene Ontology annotation, biological process: phospholipid metabolic process. The transcript has 7 exons. Lineage: Eukaryota; Metazoa; Chordata; Aves; Galliformes; Phasianidae. Gene Ontology annotation, molecular function: phosphatidate phosphatase activity. Bases 408 to 1223 code for a protein of 271 amino acids. The record is from RefSeq and is a predicted model, not a curated record.
GCUUCUCACUUCUCUUCCAGCCCGUCCAACAGCCUCGGGGCGCUCUCCUUGAGGCGGGGCAUCGAUCUCGGGAAAUCCCCAGGAACCCCCCCGGCCCCCGCGCGGGGAGACACCGCGUGAGUCACCGAGACCCUCCCCCCGCGCUGCUGCCCGCCUCUAUCGCGGCGUCGGCGCCGUCAGCUGGCGGCAGCACCGCUCCUCGCCGCCCGCGCAGCCCGGCGUGAGGAUGGAGGGACGCGGACCGCACCUCGAGGGGCUCCGAGCGGCGGCCACGCUCCUUCGGAUCGAGAGGGAGAGCUGCCGGACGGCGGCGUGAGGCGGCCGAGCCGCCCCGGGUGCUCCCCACCCCAAGCGGGGAAUGAGAGGCGGCGGCGGCGCGGGGCUGCCGGAGUCCGCCGGGACGCACCAUGCGGGAGCUGGCGAUCGAGAUCGGCAUACGGGUGCUGCUUUUCGGGGUCUUCGUUUUUACAGAAUUUUUGGAUCCAUUCCAGCGGGUUAUCCAGCCGGAAGAGAUCUGGCUGUAUAAAAAUCCUUUGGUGCAAUCAGACAACAUACCUACUCGUCUUAUGUUUGCAAUUUCAUUCUUAACGCCACUGGCAGUCAUUUUUGUGGUGAAAAUAAUCCGGCGGACGGACAAGACUGAGAUUAAGGAGGCUUUCUUAGCUGUUUCCUUGGCUCUAGCUCUGAAUGGAGUCUGCACAAAUACUAUUAAAUUAAUAGUGGGAAGACCGCGUCCCGAUUUCUUUUACCGCUGCUUUCCAGAUGGAGUAAUGAACUCUGAAAUGCACUGCACAGGUGAUCCAGAUCUGGUGUCUGAAGGCAGGAAAAGCUUUCCAAGUAUCCACUCUUCUUUUGCAUUUUCAGGCCUUGGCUUUACCACCUUCUACCUAGCUGGAAAGUUGCAUUGCUUCACAGAAAAUGGCCGGGGGAAGAGCUGGCGGCUCUGUGCAGCAAUACUGCCUCUCUACUGUGCCAUGAUGAUUGCUCUGUCACGUAUGUGUGAUUACAAACACCACUGGCAAGAUGCUUUUGUUGGAGGGAUCAUUGGCCUCAUUUUUGCUUAUAUUUGCUACAGACAGCACUACCCUCCUUUGGGUAAUACAGCUUGUCAUAAAUCUUACGUCAGCCUGCUAGAUCAGAACUCAAUGAAGAAAGAAGAGAGACCUACAGCAGAUAAUGCUACUGGCCUGCCUCUGGAGGGAAUAACUGAAGGUCCAGUAUGACUAAGAAAUGCAAAAUGAACUUUUAGCCUUCUCACAUUUUCACUCAGCUGGUCUCUUAACACAGUGUUUCUUACCAUACACUUGGUCUGCACUUCUAUUUUUUUUUUCCGUUUCCUUGUUAUAAAGACAAAUUGAACUUUUUUUUUUAAUGCCAUAGUAUCAUUAUACUUUUAAAUUCCGGGUUUCUGUUCAUAUUGACUGCUGAAUUAUCUGUUUUCAGUCUACUGCAAACAGAUAGAAUAUUCAGGGGAAACAGGACAUUAAAAGACAAUCCCACAGGGAGAUUGAUCAAGAAAGUAAUUUUAAAGAAGAUGUGGUUGAGGAUACUGUAGAUCUGGAAACAGAUUUUCUUAAGUACUUUGUAUCUCCUAGAAAGUUUGAUUGUCUUCAGCACUCACUCACUUCAAUGGGUGAUGAGUACACACAGCACUUUUCAUCAAGUGUUCAGUGUCUGUUCUGGCCAGAUGUUUCUUCGUGUAAUUUAAUAAGUUAGGGCAUCAUCCUUCUGUUUAUCUUGUUGCCUUCUAACACGAUAAACUCCUUGUGAUGGGAGGAUGCUUUGGCAAGGUCAUUCUGAGCUAAUAAUCAAGCAGCUGACAGGCAUGAGUGGUUACAAGUUUGUAAGAGCCAAGCCUUGUCACAUUAAUAGUUUUAGAGGAUGAUGCUGAUAUUUGAGAAAUUUCACACUGUUAAAGUUAUCAGCUUGCAAUAACAUGUGUGUUCAUGGGAUGGAUCAGAAACUUGGUGUUAUAUCAUUAGCAAUUCUUUGAGAGUGCUUGCAGUAAUUGCCAUCAAAACAAAAUGAAAGUAAGGAAUAUUCAUGACAUUCAACAAACUGAAGUCUUUAAAGCAAAUUUAAAAAGAUAAUAAAGUUUGAGGAUGAAGAAACAUAAUGGUUUUGUGAUUCUCAGUGUACUACAUUCAUUUGUGUGUAGUGACUCACUGCAGCAUUGAUGAUCUGAAGAAAUGCAAAGAGAUUUUCAUUUGUGACUUUGGAUGCACGACCAUGAAUGCUUUUGGUGGUUUCCAGCACUGUAACAUAUCCAGAGGAAUGCUGGCAAUGGUGUUCCACUUUAACCAUUCCACAUUCGCAGCUCAUCAUGUUCUUGUGCAUGGUAUUUGCAAAGGUUGGCUUGGUACCUGAACUGAAACUCUUCAUUCAAAACAGCGUUGGUACAGAGGAUGACCAAACAACCUUAGUUAAUUUAUUAUUAUUAGGAUCCAGUUUUGUUACGUAUGCACUAUGCAGUAUACAUCACAUUCCUGUGAAAUGAUAUAGCUUUGGAUGGCAGACUGUCAGAUUCCAGAAUCUCUUUUUGUGGAUAUCCUGUGAAAAUAGAGGUAGGUAUUUUAGACCAUGUCCAGGCAGUUGAACAUUUCUUAACAGGGGCUGCUACUUAAAGCAAUCAAGACAGUGUUGACCAACAAUCAUUUUUACGGUGCUUUAGACUGGAGGAGACUGCUGCCAUAAUUAUAAUUUAUGUGUUCCUGUUGGAAUUUGUAUUGGCCUUGUAGGCAUUUUGUGAUUCAAACAGCUCAAUGUGUUUAUGUAAUGCUUGUGUCAUUACUUUUGUCAAAGGUAAUCUCUGUAGGCUUUUGUUUUGAGAAGAGCAACUUCCUGAUUGGCAACACUUGAAUUUUUAUGGAAAACAAGGAAAUUAAACUCCCUUUUAAAAGUUGUAGUAAUUGAGAAUACAAUGAUACUGUGUAUAAACAUAUAAGAUAUUUGGAAAUAGGGAGUGACGUGAAGGGACAAAUUCUAAUAGGCAUAAACCCAGCAGGAUUCUGCAGAAAUUAGACCUGAUCUACUGAUACUGGUUUGGCUGCAUAGUCAAACAGAAUGUAAGAGGCAGGAUUUUUUACUGACAGUUACAGUAUUCUGAGCUAUAGAGUAGACACAAUUGGCCAAACCUAACUGUCCUUCUGGUGUACAUGUGCUGGGUCAUGAAGCUAGCAAAAGUGAAGCAGAAUUGUGCUGGCGUUGUACGCGCAUUGGAUUUAACAAAACACUUCUCUGGUGUAAUUAAGAUCUUAUUGUAGAAAUCCACAAAGUUUAGUGAAGGUUUAGUCUUUCUACAAAGUUUUUAAACCAUCCUAUCGAGUUCUGUAACAGUGAUACCAUUUUCUAUUACGUCAUAUGGGAUGACUAAAAGAAAGCCCUGCAGUAAGGGUGUUGUCUUUUCAUUGUAUAGGGCUUUGCCAUUAGCUUUUUCUUUCAGCAGGAACCUUAGUCUUCCAGGUAAUAUGCAAAUGUUAAAAAAAAAGAA